GACUUCCCUUCAUUAGCAAACUAGAUUCAGGAUUGCACUGCGUUUACAGUAAAACGGGUGCUUCUAGCGCCAAACAUGUCUGUUAGACAUGCUAUAGGCCGUGGGCUGGAGCUGGGACGCUCGGUACUGCAGCUCGGGCUUCUGAAACCAGCGGCCCGGGUUGCAGCUAAGUUCCGAGGAGAGCGACUCAGGCUAAGCCAAACCUCCAGCCGAGUACAGCCUCAGACUUUCCUGCCGGGUCGUUAUCGGUAUUACCGAGUGUCUCUCAGCGGGCUUGCGGCUCAGCUGCAGCGGCGGGUGUUCUGGAGGAUUCCCAGUUCGGGCUCCCCCAGGAACAGAGCUGUGUUUUUGGCUUUCGGGGUAGGCUUGGGUCUUAUUGAACAACAGCUGGAAGAAGACAGAACGGUCGUUACGACAUGUCAGGGAAUUCAGGCACUUUUCCAUAACAAGGCAAAGAAACAUGAAAGCCCACUAAAGCCCUUCACCACCGGCUACAAACUGGAGGAUUACGUCAUUGGACAGCAGAUUGGGAAAGGCUGUAACGCUGCAGUGUACGAGGCUACUGCUCCAUUCGCUGCCCCCUGGAAACCUGAGCAAGUCCAUGUGCAGUCACCCCCCAGGGGGGAAGCGCUCCUGGACACCGGCCUCACUCUGACAAGCCGUCCAGCUCGGCUCCCGCUGGCUGUGAAAAUGAUGUGGAAUAUCACGGCAGGAUCUUCCAGUGAGUCUCUCCUGAGAGCCAUGGGUCAGGAAUUGGUUGCAGCUCCUCCAGUUGCUAUGAGCAGAGAGAGAGGAACAGCUGCACUAAAUGGGCAAUUUGGCUGCAUCAGGAAGAAGCUGGAGCCUCAUCCCAGUGUAAUCCAGGUUUUCCGCGCUUUUACUGCAGAUGUGCCUCUGCUACCUGGUGCCUGGGCUGAUUAUCUUGAUAUGCUGCCUGCCAGAUUGAAUCCAGAUGGCAUCGGACACAACCGCACCCUGUUCUUAGUAAUGAAGAACUACCCCUGCACUUUGCGGCAGUCCCUGCAAGUUUCCCUUCCUGACAACAGGGAGGCGACUCUGCUGAUUCUGCAGCUGCUAGAAGGAGUGGAUCAUCUGAACAGACAAGGAAUCGCUCACAGAGACUUCAAAUCUGACAACAUCCUGCUGGAGCGUGAUUCAGUUGGCUGCCCACGCCUGGUGAUCACAGAUUUUGGCUGCUGUCUGGCUGAGCAACACUUGUGGUUGAAGCUACCCUUUAACAGCUAUGGUGUCGAUCGGGGUGGAAAUGCUUGCCUCAUGGCACCUGAAGUAAGUACUUCAUACUUUGUCCCAGGUCCUGGUGUUGUUAUUGACUACAGCAAAGCAGACGCCUGGGCAGUGGGUGCUAUUGCCUAUGAAAUCUUUGGGCUGCCCAACCCCUUCUAUACUGCAGGCCCAGAGGGACUAGAGAGCAGGACUUACCAGGAGAAGCAGCUCCCCCCGCUGCCCAGCACUGUGCCUCCUGAAGCUCGGCUUGUGGUAAAACUGCUGCUGCGCAGAAAUGCAAACAAGCGCCCAAGUGCUAGAGUUGCUGCCAAUUUGCUCCACAUUUGUCAGUGGGGUGGAAAUCUCCAGAAUGUGGACAGAAUGAAGAUGCAGAAGAUUGCUGACUGGCUUCUGUGCCGCUCCGCUGCUGCACUGCUGCAUGCUGGGUACAAUGCUGGAAACAUGGUGGAGGCGGAGCUGCAGAGAAACUUCCUCUCCAAUGUUGACUUGGGAGAGCUGCGAAUGGCCAUGGCUUUUCUGAGCUGCGAAUGGAUAAUGAGGGACUUGGUUUGCGUACAUUAGGAUUCAAAAUAUCUUUACAAACGUUUUAUUUUGAGGGCCAUAGAGUCUAAGGGUGUAUUCAUUAAGCUAUACCAGUUAAACAAGUAUUUUCUUGCAGGUAAACUUUAAACAUAGCCAGUGUUAAGUUGGUGUAUGAAAUUAUAAAAGUAUUUAAUUCUUGCAAUAACACUACUUAAGUAAUAUUAAAAGCAACUAAAUAAGUGUAACUAUGAUCGACUAGAAAUCGCAUUCAGUGUUUUCAAUGAAAAAUACUUCUAGUCCAAAGGUUUGUCAUUGAAUAUAUUUAGAUUUGUUUUAGUGCUUCCUGAUUUAGCACUGUUGAAUGUUUUAUCAUUUAUAGAUGGAAUAACAGUUAUACAUUUUUAAAUACAUUGUGUUUUGUUGCUUUGUCUAGAAACUGUCGUCUUGUUUCUUAUUUCUCAAUUAGAUUAUCUACAGGUCCAAGAAAAGAAAGAUCUGGGCUUGCCUCUCCGUCCACCAUCCCUAGUUUGCCUGUAGAGUACAUGCUCUUGUAUAUUUCACAAAGGCUUCUAGAAAUUCUAUUGAGGUAGCACAGGCCAUUAGUGUGCGAGUCUAGUAGACAUUCAGCCUGGUCAGUAUGGGGAAUGCAGGGCAGGGAACCUCUUUAUAGAGCACUUUACCAUUGUAAAGAGAAGCCAUUGCAAGUUCUCGUCGUGAAAGUCUAUUAAUAUAUCAUUUUAUUUUCCCAUCUGAUCAAUGCAAAUCCCCUCCUGUUCAAAACCAAGCUUUGGUGGAGUUUUUGGGAUACUUUGUCAGCAGUGAUUUAUAUUGAGUGAAGAAGAAACACUCCUCUCAACAGGACCAGACUGUAGGAGAUCUCCGGUUGUGCCCAGCUAUGCCAGUUAUUUGGAAGCCAUGAUUCAUAUCUAGCAUCACGUACAAACAACAUUUAAAAAUCUAUUAUAGAUAGAAAUGUUGAAGCAAAGUGUAGUGAAAAUGAAAGUGUUUUCAUGAAACUCCAUAGUAGAGAGAUGAACUAGGGAAUGCAGUUUGUUUGCAUUUUUUUAAUGGUUGAUCCAUAUGUAAUAACUUGGCUGUUUUUGUCAGUUUAAGUUUUCUCAGCCAAUGUAUAACAUGUGCAAAUAAACAUUCAUAAUUAUUGUUUCAUGCCUGUAUCCUGUUGGAGACAGUAUUUCCCAGCUUAAUAAAGUGGUUCUCCUAA
Molecule: messenger RNA, 2989 nt
Organism: Polyodon spathula (Mississippi paddlefish)
Lineage: Eukaryota; Metazoa; Chordata; Actinopteri; Acipenseriformes; Polyodontidae
Product: serine/threonine-protein kinase PINK1, mitochondrial-like
Exons: 8
Coding region: 76-1806 (576 amino acids)
Biological process (GO): protein phosphorylation; positive regulation of mitochondrial fission; autophagy of mitochondrion
Cellular component (GO): mitochondrion
Molecular function (GO): ATP binding; protein serine/threonine kinase activity
Source: RefSeq, a predicted model, not a curated record